Messenger RNA from Sphenostylis stenocarpa, 1245 nucleotides. Lineage: Eukaryota; Viridiplantae; Streptophyta; Magnoliopsida; Fabales; Fabaceae. The record is from the annotation of a GenBank genome assembly.
AUGGCAUACAGGAGAAGGCAAGGUAUAUCCAGGGCUUCCACUUUCAAGGAAGAAUUUCAUGAUCCAUCAUCAUUGGAUGGUGUUAAGGAUUCUGAUCAUGACAAUGCUUCUCCAUCAAUCUUCUCACCUCCCUCUUCAACUUCUUCAUCAUCUCUCGCAGCUCAAGCCGUCAAAGCUUCUUCUUCUCGUAACCAACCCUCUCUUUCCUUUGCUUUUUCCCCCCCUGAGUCCGACCAACAAAGAUCCAAGAGCUUUGAGGCUUAUACAAAUGGCAACUCCAAGUCUGGUUUCUGGGGUGUGAUUGCGCAAAAAGCCAAAUCAAUUCUGGAUGAUGAUAAUAAGCCAAUCCCAGAACAUGACACCAAGCCCCAAACACCCAAAUCACAGUCAUCUAGUACCGAUUCAGCCCCUUCUGCAACUCAGAACUCUCCUUCACAAUUAAGGCCAGUAUAUGAAUCCCUCGACAUUAACAGAAAAGUGGAGAAUCCUAAAUUUCGGAAGGGCUUGGAUAGAAUUACUUCAUCCCUCAAUCAACUAGGUGACACUUUUGAGAAGGCUUUUGAGGAAGGCCGAACAAUUGUGGAGAGUAAGACAGCAGAUCUGAGAACUCAAAUCAGAAGAAAAGGAAAUAACUCCGGGGACACAAACCAAACUUCAGAUUUGAGAAACCCAUUGCAAGAAGCAGCCCAGAUAGAGAAGCUGUCUAACCAUGAAACGAAACUCAAGGCAUCACGCGACGUGGCGAUGGCAACAGCUGCGAAAGCCAAAUUACUUCUUCGGGAACUAAAAUCCGUUAAAGCAGAUUUGGCUUUUACUAAAGCAAGGUGUGCUCAACUUGAAGAAGAAAAUAAAAUACUCCGGGACCGAGAGGGCAGUGAGAAGGGACAGAACCGUGAAGAUGAAGAUGAUAUGAUAAGGCAUCAAUUGGAGACACUUCUUGCUGAGAAGGCUCGUCUGGCGAAUGAGAAUGAGACAUAUUCUAGGGAGAACCGUUUCUUAAGAGAAAUUGUGGAGUACCAUCAGCUGACCAUGCAGGAUGUGGUGUACAUAAAUGAGGGCAUGGAAGAAGUUACUGAAGUUUACCCUUCAGAUUCAUCUGGGAUGACACGGUUGCUAUCAGUCUCUUCAUCACCUGACAAGGAUGUUCUGCUGUCACCAAGGCCACCUAUGCUGUCAAAAGAAUUAUUUACUGUGAUAGAAGAUGAGGCUCCUUCUACUGUCUCAGUUUCUCCACAUACAAAAUGA